Cygnus atratus (black swan) is the source of this 6843-nucleotide messenger RNA. RefSeq names its product ankyrin repeat domain containing 50 (gene ANKRD50). Bases 26 to 3775 code for a protein of 1249 amino acids. The transcript is spliced from 3 exons. The record is from RefSeq and is a predicted model, not a curated record. Lineage: Eukaryota; Metazoa; Chordata; Aves; Anseriformes; Anatidae. Gene Ontology annotation, molecular function: protein binding.
GUGCAUUCUGCUUCCUCUUUUGGGAAUGAAGCCCCCGCAGCAGAGCCUCUUCCUGCUUGUAGACUCAGUUGACGAGGGCUGCAACGUUUCCGAGGGUGAACAGACUUCUACAAGCUUAUCUGGGACGAUAGCGGAGCUGUUGGCUGGCCACUUCGAGUUCUUCCCUCCUUGGUUGCUCCUUCUAUGUUCUGCCCGCAAGCAGAGCAAAGCUGUUACAAAAAUGUUUACAGGUUUUAGAAAAAUAAGUCUGGAUGAUCUACGAAAGGCAUACAUUGUGAAAGAUGUGCAACAGUAUAUUUUACAUCGUUUAGAUCAGGAAGAAGCACUGAGACAACAUCUCACAAAAGAAACUGCAGAAAUGCUGAAUCAGCUCCACAUCAAAAGCAGUGGUUGCUUUUUGUAUCUGGAACGUGUCCUAGAUGGAGUUGUGGAGAAUUUUAUUAUGUUACGAGAGAUCCGUGAUAUUCCGGGAACGUUAAAUGGCCUAUACCUUUGGCUCUGUCAGAGACUUUUUGUGAGAAAACAGUUUGCAAAAGUCCAACCUAUUCUGAAUGUGAUUCUCGCAGCCUGCAGGCCGUUAACCACAACAGAAUUGUAUCAUGCAGUGUGGACCAAAAAUAUGACGUUGACUAUGGAAGAUUUUCAACGCAAAUUGGAUGUCCUGUCAAAAGUCCUCAUUGAUGGACUUGGAAAUACAAAAAUCUUGUUUCAUUACAGCUUUGCGGAAUGGUUGCUGGAUGUAAAGCACUGUACACAGAAAUACUUGUGCAAUGCAGCAGAAGGACACAGAAUGCUGGCAAUGAGUUACACCUGCCGGGCAAAGGAUUUAACGCCCUUAGAAGCUCAAGAAUUUGCCUUGCAUCUAAUUAACUCAAAUUUACAGUUAGAGACGUCAGAGCUGGCUUUGUGGAUGAUAUGGAAUGGCACGCCUGUCAAAGACUCCCUGUCGACCCUCAUUCCUAAAGAACAAGAAGUGUUACAGCUCCUGGUGAAAGCUGGCGCUCACGUCAACAGCGAAGACGACCGCACGUCUUGCAUCGUGCGGCAGGCUCUGGAAAGAGAAGACUCCAUUCGCACCUUGUUAGACAACGGGGCGUCGGUCAACCAGUGCGACUCAAAUGGGAGGACGCUCCUAGCCAACGCGGCGUACAGCGGCAACCUCGAUGUCGUUAACUUGCUGGUUUCGAGGGGAGCGGAUUUAGAGAUAGAAGACACUCACGGGCAAACAGCACUUACCCUCGCUGCACGGCAGGGGCAUACCAAGGUGGUGAAUUGCUUGAUCGGAUGCGGAGCUAACGUUAAUCACACUGAUCACGACGGCUGGACAGCACUGCGGUCUGCGGCGUGGGGUGGGCACACCGAGGUGGUUUCUGCGCUCCUUUAUGCCGGAGUCAAAGUGGACUGUGCGGAUGCCGAUAGCCGAACAGCGCUGCGAGCAGCAGCCUGGGGAGGGCACGAAGAUAUCGUGCUGAACCUGCUCCAACAUGGUGCUGAAGUUAAUAAAGCCGAUAACGAGGGCAGAACUGCUUUGAUUGCAGCUGCGUACAUGGGGCAUAAAGAGAUAGUGGAGCACCUGCUGGACCAUGGUGCAGAGGUGAACCACGAGGAUGUGGAUGGAAGGACUGCACUGUCAGUUGCUGCGCUUUGUGUACCGGCUAGCAAGGGGCAUGCAUCGGUGGUUAGUCUUCUGAUUGACCGGGGUGCUGAAGUCGACCACUGCGAUAAAGACGGCAUGACUCCGCUGCUGGUAGCUGCUUAUGAAGGACACGUAGACGUUGUUGAUCUACUUCUGGAAGGAGGAGCAGAUGUUGAUCACACGGAUAACAAUGGUCGUACGCCGCUUCUGGCAGCAGCCUCCAUGGGCCACGCUUCAGUUGUAAAUACUCUCUUAUUUUGGGGUGCGGCUGUUGAUAGCAUAGAUAGUGAAGGGAGAACAGUUCUGAGCAUAGCCUCUGCACAAGGCAAUGUUGAAGUAGUACGGACUCUGCUGGACAGGGGGCUAGAUGAAAAUCAUAGAGACGAUGCAGGCUGGACACCUUUGCAUAUGGCAGCUUUUGAAGGUCACAGGUUGAUAUGUGAAGCUCUUAUAGAACAAGGUGCUAGAACAAACGAAAUUGAUAAUGAUGGACGUAUACCUUUCAUAUUAGCUGCACAAGAAGGUCACUAUGAUUGCGUGCAGAUAUUACUAGAAAACAAAUCCAACAUUGAUCAGAGAGGCUAUGAUGGGAGAAAUGCUCUCCGGGUUGCUGCUUUAGAAGGUCACAGAGAUAUAGUUGAACUACUGCUCAGCCAUGGAGCAGAUGUAAACUACAAAGAUGCUGAUGGCCGGCCAACACUUUAUAUUUUAGCAUUAGAAAACCAACUCACGAUGGCUGAGUAUUUUUUAGAAAAUGGUGCAAACGUAGAGGCAAGUGAUGCUGAAGGAAGAACAGCACUCCAUGUUUCCUGCUGGCAGGGCCAUUUGGAGAUGGUACAGGUGCUGAUAACAUACCAUGCCGAUGUGAAUGCUGCAGAUAACGAGAAGAGGUCUGCGUUGCAGUCUGCUGCAUGGCAAGGUCAUGUGAAGGUAGUGCAGCUUCUAAUUGAGCAUGGAGCUCUGGUCGAUCAUACGUGUAACCAAGGUGCUACUGGACUCUGCAUUGCAGCCCAAGAAGGGCACAUUGAUGUUGUCCAAAUAUUACUUGAGCAUGGUGCUGAUCCAAAUCACGCCGACCAGUUUGGACGCACUGCUAUGCGUGUCGCAGCUAAAAAUGGACAUUCUCAGAUUAUUAAAUUACUGGAAAAAUAUGGUGCAUCUACUCUGAAUGGCUGUACUCCGUCUCCAGUCCACACAAUGGAGCAAAAACCCUUACAGUCAGUCUCUUCUAAAAUGCAGUCAUUAACAAUGAAGUCAAAUAGUUCAGGGAGUACCGGUGGAGAUAUGCAACCUAGUAUGCGUGGCUUAUCUAAUGGGCCUGCUCAUGCAUUCAGCUCUCCUUCAGAGUCACCUGAUUCUACAGUUGACCGUCAGAAGUCAUCUUUGUCAAAUAAUUCCCUGAAAAGUUCCAAAAAUUCUUCUCUCCGUACCACAUCAUCGACCGCAACUGCUCAGACUGUGCCCAUCGAUAGUUUCCACAGCCUCUCCUUUACCGAACAAAUCCAGCAGCAUUCCCUGCCACGCAGCAGAAGUAGGCAGUCUAUUGUUUCUCCUUCUUCCACAACUCAUUCCCUAAGUCAAAAUCACAAUUCACCAAGUAGCGAAUUUGAAUGGAGCCAGGUGAAACCUAGUUUGAAAUCAACUAAAGCUAACAAAGGGGGGAGAACGGACAAUUCCAGCAAGUCUGGGUCAGCUGGAAAAAAAAUAAAACAAAGUGGUUCCUCCCAACCAAAAGUGUUAGAGUAUGAAAUGACUCAGUUUGAUAAACGAGUACCUAUUGCCAAAUCUGGGACGAGUGUGCCGCUCAAGUCAAUGCCGGCAGAAUCACAGUGCAAAAUUUUGGUCCCACCAGCUCAGCAAGAAAUUGGUCGAUCUCAGCAGCAGUUCCUAAUUCACCAACAGAGUGGGGAGCAGAAGAAGAGAAACGGAAUUAUGACAAAUCCCAAUUAUCAUCUUCAAAGCAAUCAGGUUUUUCUUGGUAGGGUUUCUGUCCCACGAACAGUGCAGGAUAGAGGGCAUCAGGAGGUACUGGAAGGCUACCCUCCCGCAGAGACAGAACUCAGCCUUAAGCAAGCCUUAAAACUUCAGAUUGAAGGUAGUGACCCGAGCUUCAACUACAAGAAAGAAACACCAUUAUAAAAGGUUAGUUCCAUGAUGCCACGAACAGAAGUGCUUCUGCUCCGAGUGAUUUAUCAGCUGGCUGGGAUGAAAGCAUUGAUGAAAACACCGAUGAAUGCUUGUUUAGUCCGCCUGGAAAUUCAAGAAUGUGAUUAUACCACAGUACAGUUACCUUAAUUACUGUAACGUGCCUACAUUUUCAGGCUGCCUUCUCUGUAUUACCCUCUGUGCUUCAAAAAUUUAUUUUAUGUACUUUGUAUUUAAUACACAGAAUGAGCACUUUUUUUUUUUUUUAAAUUGCAGAAAGAUACACGCGGUAUUUCCCUGACAACAGCUGAGAAUUGUAAGAUUGAGGAAUUUCUGAUUUCCAGAAUGCUUGGCAGAAAUGCAUGUGCCACAGUGAACUUUGUAUGAAAAGGCAGUGCUUUUUGUAUUUAUUUUCCUGUGGCUAAAGAAAAAAAAAAAAAAAGCAGACAGUGUGUCACAUUUGCAUUGGUGUAACGUAUGGUCAAUCUUUCCUGUGUACUUCAAGAAGUCCUCUUGAGAAAUGCAAAUCUUGUAGCAGUAUUUUAUAAAUACUGUACUUGUGUGUUCUGUCUAUGUAAUAGCUGUACUGUGGUAGCAAAGGGGUCAGACUGCAGCCAUCUGCAGUAUCUUUGGGAUUUUUAAGAAACAAAAUUCAGUGUCUGGUACCACAGCACCAAAUUUGGAUGGCAGCCUUUGACCGCUGGAAGAGAUGGGUAAAUUUGGUCUUGGACACCUGAUCUUAAAUAGCCUCAGUUAUUGUUAUGGUAAUGAGGUAACUGAAUAUGGGUAUUUCUUAGGUGCUAAUGUUAAAGGUCUGAUCCUGCUUUCAUGUACAUCUUUAUACAUUAGAAACAGCUCUUUAUUUUUCCAAGGUAGAGGACUGUAUUGAGAAUGUGUCGGUUAAACCAACCAUGGAAAAUACAGAAGCUUUGUUAAGCUGAGAGAAUAUGCAGUGAGAGUAUAAUGGAGAAAGAAAAGGUUAAUAAUACCAUUGUCUGUGGAGAACAAGGAUUACUGAGUUAGCCCUGUCCUGAGACAAUAACUCUUUAAAGCACAAACUUGUAUGAAUGUGGUUGCUGCUUCUGGUGGAUUAGGUAGUGCCUGUGUGUGUAUCUGUACCUGGAGUGUGGUUGGUCAGCAACCUAGAUAGUCCAUCUGUAGGUAACAGAAAAAUGAUUUCCCACUCUUACAGCAGAAAAAGAUUACUUAUAUAAAUGAGAGCAAAAUCAAGCCCGUUGUUGUGCAAGUGAACAGUAUGAAUUUUUCCUUUGAAUGUGCAUAUCUUAUUUGCACAGCUCUGAGUGAUAGAAUAAAACAAGUGAUUAUUUUCUCCUAAAAACGCAACCUAUAUUCUACUAUUCACCAUUACACAGCCUUGCUCUUUAGAAAAUAAGCCUAUUUUUAUACGUAUUUCUUCUAAAGGCUUGAGAUUCGUCUUUUUCAUACUCUAAUUCUGAUCAUUCCACAAAUAAGAAGAUAGAAAGCUGAGGUUAUUUUUCAUAGAGGAUUAAUUAGAUGUGUGGCUAUCCUUAAACUUUGAUAAAUGGCCCCUGGAUGUAUAUGUAGUGCAUAUUCUAAGGCACUAAAGGGCUCAGUGUCUUAUUAUCAUAACAUUUUCUUGUCAUCAGAAUAUCUUUUGAAGUGUUGGGUUUUUGUUGUUGUUGGUUUUUUUAUAUCUUGCACCUCCAUUCUUAUUCACUUGUUACUAAAUGUAAAAAGAAUCUUUUAUAGUCAGGCAUUCAGUGCAUAGUAAGAUUAAAUGUUAAAAGUUGACACACAGCAAUAUUGAUUAUUCUGAAUGUUUCAUGUAUUGAAUUCUUGUCCCUGUGGGACAAUUAUAAAAUAGACGUGACAGAAGUCUUGCAAAACGGCCUUAAGAGUGGCUCGGUAAAGAAAUAGUACCAAAAUGUUCUCAGCAAUCUUGUUCCAAACCUCAAGUACAGUCCAUUUGCAAUGCUGUGCAAGAAUAAAACUUUUCUUAGUUAGAUGUAUGUUUUGUUCUGUAGAAAGGGAUCCCUGAAUGCUGACAUUUUUCUACUGACCUUGACUGUCAUUGGGAUUAUAUUUAUUUAAUUUUAUUGUGUUAUUAAUUGCACCUUGUGGACAGAGGACGUAAAAAUAUGGCCAGUUUCACAAGGGGCCACCAUUUAUAGAUAGCCUGAUGGUUUUUGUGUGAAUAGUAUUUACAUUUGAAACAGCUGGUGGGGAAACCCUAUAUCCAAAUCAGCAGAAAGUAGACCUGCUGAAAAUAUUUUCAGAAGGAAAAUAACAAUGCUUACGGAUUUUGAACAUCACUUAGGAACAGAGCACGAAUCGCUUUAAAGCAUCUACUUUCUCAGAAGGUCUGUGUAAUUCCACAUUGCUGUCGUGUGUGAUUUUUAAUCUCAUCAUUUGUGAGGUUUCUGUGUGCAAAGGCAAGUCGCUGUUCCCCCGUUGUCCUCUAUGUCCUGCUCUGCUCCGUCACAUCCGUACGAUCAAGUGGAGGCGAAUGGAGUUGCAUAGCUGUGACUCAGCACGGCUGCUUCUGGCAAUGUACCGGUUCUCCCGACCCAAAAAGCCUGAAUAAAACACGAAUCCUCUUUCUUUUCAUCACAUUUCACUGGUCCUCCCAAGGUCGCCUCCACAAGACACCUAAAUCUCCUAACGGGAAAGCUAGAGAAAAGACUGUUUUGUGGACACUGGCAUCAAUACUGUAUGCAUGUGGAAAAACUCUUCAAAAGAGCAAUGCAUUAAGAGAUGUAGAGGCACAAUGAUGCAUCUUUGUCCUCUCUGUGAUCAGUAUUGAAAAGAUUACCAUUUAUUUAAAAAUAAGAAGGUAUUUUUCCCUCCUCAGUUACUCUGCUAUGCAAACAUCUGUAUUGCUUAAUAUUCCCCAUCUGAACUUCUCAGUUAACUUGGUUUGCAGAUAAGACUGUUUUUUUCCUGGAGUGGGUUGUAAAUAGCCUUUAAUGUACAUUGAAUGAAUUUCACAUUGUAAAAUUUUUAUUUUAUUCCUUGUAUUAUAUUAAGCGAAAAUCCCUGUGUAUAUGAAAGUGCAUAAUAAAUAUAUUUGCUUUUCAGCA